GGAAACUACAAGACGAAGAAGAAGAAGUAAACAAUUUAAACGCACCAGUCGCGAGGGAAUUUAAGCAGGUCUGUCCAUGAGGAAAAGUUGGAGUGACUGUAAUUGUGAUGAAGCAACAAUGUCUACAGUUGAGUAUUUGAGAGGGUUUGUCAGCGAGAGACUAACUGCUGCUGCUGAAGAAAUAUUGGGAGUUUUUGAGAAAACUAUCGUCGAGUACGAGAAAGAGAUCGACCGUCAGCGCAGACUGUUGGAUAUAGCUUGGAAACCGGAAGUAAGGUUAUACAGGACAGAGCUCCCACAGCAAGAUGUGUGUAAGGAGGAGGAGGUUGUCGCUGAGCAGCAGCUCUGUAUUGAGGAGAGGAGCUCCAGUGUGGACCAAGAGGAGCCAGAGCCUCCACAGAUUAAAGAGGAAGAGGAGGAAGUGUGCAGCAGUCAGGAGGGAGAGCAGCUUGAAGUGAAGCAGGAGACUGAGACCUUUCUAGUGACUCCUACUGAUGAGGAAAGUGAGCAGCAGCUCCUCUGUCACAGCUCUCAUGGAGCUGAGAGUGAAGAUGAGGAAGGAGACGAGCAAGGAGACUCAACAUCAAGUGGAGAAGCAGAGCCAGAACAACAGAAUAGACGUAACAAGCGCAGAAGUCACACUAACCGUGUAGACAACCCCAACUUAUCAGAGAUUGAUCAUAAUACUCACACAGGUAAAACACCUUUUAAAUGUGACACUUGUGGGAAAGCUUUCAAGUUUAAGUCUCAAUUUGAUAGACACCUGAGAGUCCACACAGGAGAGAAGCCGUUUUGUUGCAACACAUGUGGGAAAGAUUUCCGAUAUAAGAGCCACUUGAUUGGCCACAUGACAACCCACACAGGUGAGAAGCCAUUUCCUUGCAACACAUGUGGUAAAACAUUCAGUCAUAUGUCAGCUCUAAACAUUCACAACAGAGUCCACACAGGUGAGAAGCCGUACUGUUGCAACACCUGUGGGAAAACAUUCAAUCAAAUGUCAACUUUGAACGUUCAUAAAAGAAUCCACACAGGUGAGAAGCCGUAUUCUUGCAACACCUGUGGGAAAACAUGCUCUCGGAAAAAUGAUUUGAAAGUUCAUGCAAGAAUCCACACAGGUGAGAAGCCAUAUUGUUGUAGCACAUGUGGGAAAGGAUUUUCUCGGACAACAGAUUUGAAAGCUCAUGCUCAUAGAAUCCACACAGGUGAGAAGCCGUAUUGUUGCAACACCUGUAGGAAAACAUUCAGUCAUAUGUCAACUUUGAACGUUCAUAAAAGAAUCCACACAGGUGAGAAGCCGUAUUCUUGCAACACCUGUGGGAAAACAUGCUCUCGGAAAAAUGAUUUGAAAGUUCAUGCAAGAAUCCACACAGGUGAGAAGCCAUAUUCUUGUAGCACAUGUGGGAAAGGAUUUUCUCGGACAACAGAUUUGAAAGCUCAUGCUCAUAGAAUCCACACAGGUGAGAAGCCAUUUUCUUGUAAGACAUGCAGAAAAAACUUCAGAUUCAGUAAUCAAUUGUUGGUCCACAUUGGAAGAGCCCACACCGGUGAGAAGCCUUGUCUGUCCAUGAGGAAAAGUUGGAGUGACUGUAAUUGUGAUGAAGCAACAAUGUCUUCAGUUGAGUAUUUGAGAGGGUUUGUCAGCGAGAGACUAACUGCUGCUGCUGAAGAAAUAUUGGGAGUUUUUGAGAAAACUAUCGUCGAGUACGAGAAAGAGAUCGACCGUCAGCGCAGACUGUUGGAUAUAGCUUGGAAACCGGAAGUAAGGUUAUACAGGACAGAGCUCCCACAGCAAGAUGUGUGUAAGGAGGAGGAGGUUGUCGCUGAGCAGCAGCUCUGUAUUGAGGAGAGGAGCUCCAGUGUGGACCAAGAGGAGCCAGAGCCUCCACAGAUUAAAGAGGAAGAGGAGGAAGUGUGCAGCAGUCAGGAGGGAGAGCAGCUUGAAGUGAAGCAGGAGACUGAGACCUUUCUAGUGACUCCUACUGAUGAGGAAAGUGAGCAGCAGCUCCUCUGUCACAGCUCUCAUGGAGCUGAGAGUGAAGAUGAGGAAGGAGACGAGCAAGGAGACUCAACAUCAAGUGGAGAAGCAGAGCCAGAACAACAGAAUAGACGUAACAAGCGCAGAAGUCACACUAACCGUGUAGACAACCCCAACUUAUCAGAGAUUGAUCAUAAUACUCACACAGGUAAAACACCUUUUAAAUGUGACAAUUGUGGGAAAGCUUUCAAGUUUCAGUCUCGUUUUAAUUUACACCUGAGAAUCCACACAGGAGAGAAGCCGUAUUGUUGUAACACAUGUGGGAAAACAUUCAGUCAUAUGUCAACUCUGAACGUUCAUAAAAGAGUCCACACAGGUGAGAAGCCAUAUUGUUGCAACACAUGUGGAAAAGAUUUUCGAUAUAAGAGUCACUUGAUUCGCCACAUGAGAACCCACACAGGAGAGAAGCCAUUUCCUUGCAACACAUGUGGGAAAACAUUCAGUCUGAUGUCAACUCUAAAAGCUCAUAAAAGAGUCCACACAGGUGAGAAGCCUUAUUGUUGCAAAACAUGUGGAAAAGAUUUUCGAUAUACGAGUCACUUGAUUUGCCACAUGAGAACCCACACAGGAGGGAAGCCAUAUUCUUGCAGCACCUGUGGGAAAGGAUUCUUUCGGACAACAUAUUUGAGAACUCACAUGAGAGUCCACACAGGUGAGAAGCCUUAUUCUUGCAAAACCUGUGGAAAAUUUUUUAAACAGAGUGGAAACUUGUCGGACCACAUGAGAAGAGUCCACACAGGUAAAAAGCGUUCGUUUGCAGGAUCUGCAGGAAAAGAUACUUUGAGGGCUCUCCUCCCACAGCAAGAUGUGUGUAAGGAGGAGGAGGUUGUCGCUGAGCAGCAGCUCUGUAUUGAGGAGAGGAGCUCCAGUCUGUCCAUGAGGAAAAGUUGGAGUGACUGUAAUUGUGAUGAAGCAACAAUGUCUUCAGUUGAGUAUUUGAGAGGGUUUGUCAGCGAGAGACUAACUGCUGCUGCUGAAGAAAUAUUGGGAGUUUUUGAGAAAACUAUCGUCGAGUACGAGAAAGAGAUCGACCGUCAGCGCAGACUGUUGGAUAUAGCUUGGAAACCGGAAGUAAGGUUAUACAGGACAGAGCUCCCACAGCAAGAUGUGUGUAAGGAGGAGGAGGUUGUCGCUGAGCAGCAGCUCUGUAUUGAGGAGAGGAAGUCCAGUGUGGACCAAGAGGAGCCAGAGCCUCCACAGAUUAAAGAGGAAGAGGAGGAAGUGUGCAGCAGUCAGGAGGGAGAGCAGCUUGAAGUGAAGCAGGAGACUGAGACCUUUCUAGUGACUCCUAGUGAUGAGGAAAGUGAGCAGCAGCUCCUCUGUCACAGCUCUCAUGGAGCUGAGAGUGAAGAUGAGGAAGGAGACGAGCAAGGAGACUCAACAUCAAGUGGAGAAGCAGAGCCAGAACAACAGAAUAGAUGUCACAAGCGCAGAAGUCACACUAACCGUGUAGACAACCCCAAUUUAUCAGAGAUUGAUCAUAAUACUCACACAGGUAAAACACCUUUUAAAUGUGACACUUGUGGGAAAGCUUUCAAGUUUAAGUCUCGUUUUGAUAGACACCUGAGAAUCCACACAGGAGAGAAGCCGUAUUGUUGUAACACAUGUGGGAAAACAUUCAAUCGAAAGUCAACUCUGAACGUUCAUAAAAGAGUCCACACAGGUGAGAAGCCGUAUUGUUGCAACACAUGUGGAAAAGAUUUCCGAUGUAAGAGUCACUUGAUUCGCCACAUGAGAACCCACACAGGAGAGAAGCCAUUUGAAUGUGAGACAUGUGGGAAAGAUUUCACACAAAGAGCUCUCUUGAAAGAACACCUGACAUUCCACACAGGUGAGAAGCCAUAUUCUUGCAGCACAUGUGGGAAAGGAUUCUCUCGGACAACACAUUUGAAAAUUCAUGCAAGAAUCCACACAGGUGAGAAGCCGUAUUCUUGCAAGACCUGUGGAAAACAUUUUCGACAUAAUAAUGCCUUGUUAGUCCACAUGAGAGUCCACACAGCUGAGAGACCGCAUUCUUGCAAAACCUGUGGAAAAGAUUUUCGACGGAGCAGUACCUUGUUAGUCCACAUUAGAAGAGCCCACACCGGUGAGAAGCCGUACCUUUGCAAGAUCUGCGGGAAAAGAUACUUUAAUGGGUCUCAUUUAACAAGGCACAUGAAAUCACAUACAGGCAAGUAGCCUUGUAUUUCAGAAAACAUAUAGGAGACAAUUCAGUUCUCAUGGCUCAUAGUUUAAAUUCACAGGAACUCAGAGAAGUGAGGAGCCACAGAAUAAUAGCACGUUGAAAAACACACUUAAAAAAACUCCCAACACGUCUUGCCAACUCGGGUCUUGACUCUUUUUGUGUGUGUGAUCUUUAUUUUGAUAUUUGUUUGGUAUUUUGUAAAUGCAUGAACGCCACAGCUGACUACAAACUAAACUGUAGAUGAUGUACUCCAUGGUGCUGUCAACAGAUCACCUUAUAAAGUAGUAAUGAAAAGUGAAUGAAUAUUAAUGAUCUGUGCCCAAAGACGUGUGUUCUCUUUUUUUAACUCAUCUAUGUAUCCAAACACUAAAGCUUUGUACUGUGAUGAUUUAACAAUAAUAAACCCUCUAGAGGUGUUGGAUCACUUACGUUUUCA
Molecule: messenger RNA, 4656 nt
Organism: Epinephelus moara (kelp grouper)
Lineage: Eukaryota; Metazoa; Chordata; Actinopteri; Perciformes; Serranidae
Product: zinc finger protein 721-like
Exons: 9
Coding region: 77-4213 (1378 amino acids)
Biological process (GO): regulation of transcription by RNA polymerase II
Cellular component (GO): nucleus
Molecular function (GO): RNA polymerase II cis-regulatory region sequence-specific DNA binding; DNA-binding transcription activator activity, RNA polymerase II-specific
Source: RefSeq, a predicted model, not a curated record